Molecule: messenger RNA, 2257 nt
Organism: Raphanus sativus (radish)
Lineage: Eukaryota; Viridiplantae; Streptophyta; Magnoliopsida; Brassicales; Brassicaceae
Product: protein ETHYLENE INSENSITIVE 3
Exons: 2
Coding region: 206-2008 (600 amino acids)
Cellular component (GO): nucleus
Molecular function (GO): DNA-binding transcription factor activity; DNA binding
Source: RefSeq, a predicted model, not a curated record
UGUACAGAGAGAGAGACUCCACAAAGAAACGCAAGUCGCUUUCCACACACGUGAUCUUCGUCGACUUUUCUUCUUCUUCUCCUUUAUCAACUUUUUUAUUGGGAUGAAUUUAUUUAGGGUUUAAUCAUUUCCACUUUCUUUAAAGCUUUUGUCAUAUCUAUUGGGUUGAUUCCUUUUUAUCUCCAGGUUUAACCGGCUCUGUACGAUGAUGUUUAACGAGAUGGGGAUGUUAGGCGGGAACAUGGACUUCUACUCUCCUUCCGAACUUGACUUCUGUGCCGCACCACACCCUGAACCGGAUUCAAUCAUUGAAGAUGACUAUACUGAUGAAGAAAUCGAUGUGGACGAGCUCGAGAGGAGGAUGUGGAGAGACAAAAUGCGUCUCAAACGUCUCAAGGAGCAGCAACACGACAAGAGCAAAAAACAAGGAGUUGUUGUUGUUGUUUUUUUUUUUUUUUUUUUUUUUUUUUUAGUUGUUGUUGUUGUUGAUUCCGCCAAGCAGAGACAACAGUCCCAAGAGCAAGCGAGGAGGAAGAAAAUGUCUAGAGCUCAGGACGGGAUCUUGAAGUACAUGUUGAAGAUGAUGGAAGUCUGCAAAGCUCAAGGCUUUGUCUACGGUAUCAUCCCCGAGAACGGGAAGCCUGUCACCGGCGCUUCGGAUAAUCUACGUGAGUGGUGGAAAGAUAAAGUCAGGUUCGAUCGUAACGGUCCUGCUGCUAUAUCUAAGUACCAAGCGGAGAACAACAACAACAACAUCUCUGGGGUUUGUGAAAGUAGCGGACCUACAUCGCAUAGUUUGCAAGAGCUUCAGGACACGACGCUUGGGUCUCUUUUGUCUGCUUUGAUGCAGCAUUGCGAUCCUCCUCAGAGACGGUUUCCUCUGGAGAAAGGUGUCCCUCCUCCGUGGUGGCCUACCGGGAAAGAAGACUGGUGGUGUCAGCAGCUCGGUGGUCCUGCUCCUUACAAGAAGCCUCAUGAUCUGAAGAAGGCGUGGAAAGUGGGUGUUUUGACUGCGGUGAUCAAGCAUAUGUUUCCUGAUGUUGCGAAGAUCCGUAAGCUCGUGAGGCAGUCUAAAUGCUUGCAGGAUAAGAUGACUGCUAAAGAGAGUGCUACUUGGCUCGCCAUUGUUAACCAAGAAGAGGCCCUGGCUCGAGAGCUUUACCCUCAGUCCUGCCCUCCUUUAUCAGGCGGUGGAAGUUGCUCGCUUCUGAUGAAUGAGUCUAGUCAGUACGACGUUGAAGCUGUUUAUGAAGCGGAAGAGGUCAAGCCUGUGAAGGAAGAAGUCUCAUCAGAAUUCAUGAGGAAGAGGAAGCCUAACAGAGAUCUGAACACUAUAAUGGAGAGAACGGUCUUCACCUGUGAGAAUCCUGGUUGUGUCCAUAGGGGGUUUCUGGAUAGGAACUCAAGAGACAACCAUCAACUGGGUUGUCCACACCGGGACAGUUGUUUACCGUAUGGAGGAGCAGGACCGUCCAGGUUCCAUGUCAACGAAGUUAAGCCUGUCGUUGGAUUUUCUCGGCCAAGGCCUGUGAACUCGGUGGACCAGCCAAUCGACUUAACGGGUAUUGGAGUUCCUGAAGAUGGGCAGAAGAUGAUCUCCGAGCUCAUGUCCAUGUACGACAGGAACGUCCAGAGCAACCAAACUCCUAUGGUCAUGGAGAAUCAGAGCGUGUCACUGCUUCAACCAACGGUCCAGAGUCAUCAAGAGCAUCUCCAGUUCCAAGGAAACAUGGGGGAAGGGAGUUUCUUUGAAGACUUCAACAGAGCUAACAACAACAGUAACCAAACGUACAACAUCAAUGGGUUCAACUACUACGACACUGCACACAACAAUAACAACUCUGAAGCUGCCCAUAACAAUAGUAGCAGCAACAGGUUUCAGGGUGUGUAUGAUUCUGCUGGACCGUUCGAUAUAGCCUCAUUCGUUUACAGAGAUGAUAUGUCAACGCCGCCAGGAGUAGUUGGAACGAUGCAACAAAAGCAGCAUGAUGUUUCCAUAUGGUUCUAAGUCUUGGAAAGUAGAUUUCAUCUUCUGUUUAUUUUUUUUAUCUUGUGCUCCUGCAUUCACUCUUCAGUGUGGGGACCUCUCUCUCUUACUGUGCCUUGGUCUUGGCUGGUGGAUCUCUUUCAUCAGCUUCUUUUAGUUACACACUCCAUACUUGGGGACAAACACAAUGUAAGUUCUCAUAAUAAUAUAUAUAUAUAACUUGGAAAUUGGAAUUAAAUCUUAAUUACUGACGUUGUUCAGCCUUUGUAA